AGAGAGAGAGAGAGAGAGAGAGAGAGACGGACGCAAUCACAGCUCUCCCGUCGUUUCUUUUGGAUUCCACGCAGUGACUAAAGUGUGGAGACUUCGUUUGAUUUUAGUUGAGCACAUAGGACGUGUUUGUCAGUCAUGGGGAAAGUUUUCCUUGCCGUGUUAAUCGCUUUAAUUUUUCUGAACGCGACGCAGGCUAAAGGACAGAAGGACAGGAAGGUCAAACCCAACAGCACUGACAUCGUCAGACCGAGGACUUUUCAAGGACACGCCAUCCCAGUCAACGUCCCUCUUCCUCCAAACCGAGCGACAGACCCCCAAACACCCGUCCUCCCGUCCGCCCUUGAUUUCGAAGUCAAGUUACAAAGCAACAACACGGCAAACUACCUCCAAGGGCCUCUGAGCAAUAGGUUCAUCCCAGCCGUCUACAUCAUAGCCGCCAUUGUCGGCAUUCCCUCCAAUAGUGCCAUCUUGGUCUCCGUUGGAGCCAAAGUGAGGGUGAUUUCGUCGGCUAUAAUGUACUGUAGCCUGGCAGCGUCCGACCUGCUGCUGUUGUGCAGCCUGUUACUGAAAGCACACUAUCAUCUCAGUGGAAACAACUGGAUAUUCGGCGAAACCGCUUGUCGUAUCACGACCGCCUGUUUUUACGGAAACCUUUACUGCUCCGCGUUCACAUUAGCAUGCAUUAGCAUCAAACGCUACCUAGCUGUGGUGCAUCCUUUCCUUUUUAAGAGCUUACCAAAGCGCACGUUUAGCAUUUGGAGUUGCUUAACCAUUUGGAUUAUAUUUAUUAUCGCCACUGUGCCGGAAUUUCUAGUGCAACAAAGCUACCGCAUCGCAGAUCUCGGAGUAAUCACAUGCCAUGACGUUCUUCCUGCUAAUUUAGAUUACUACCAGUGGCUCAUCUAUUAUAAUAUAGGCUUGACCUGUGUAGGUUUUUUCCUGCCCCUAGUGGUGACAGUGGCAUGUUACACCUCUAUCGUCUGGCACCUGAACCGUUCGCACCGAGACUGGGCUCUUUAUGUCAGAGCUAGCACGUUUAACUUCAUUAUCUUCGUUUUGUGUUUCGGCCCGAGCAGCUGCCUUCAUUUUGUGCAUUACGUUCUGCUGUCCGUCGACUCCACGGAGAGUUUUUACAUUUACUUCAGCGUGGCUGUGUGUCUGUGUUGCCUGCAUUGCGCUCUGGAUCCGUAUCUGUUCCUGCUCAUGUCCAGGACUGUCGGAAGCAAACGCUACUUCCUUACAUUCAAAGGGCGCACGCUUAGCAUCUCCUCGUAAAGUCAACAUGAAAUGCUUGUUGUGCAACCCGUUUAACUUCUCUAGUCUUUGAAACUGGAUAUUGACCUGUCUGAAAUAGCCGAGAGACACUUAGACUAUCAUUUUUUAUUUGGCUUCAAGAAAUGAAUACUUUUAUGCAGCAAGAAUGCAUCAAAUUGAUCAAAAGUGACAGUUAAGACAUUCAUAUGGUUUAUAAUGAAAGAUUUCCUUUGAACCUUCUAUUCAGAAUCCUGAACAAAACUUAUCAAAAAUAUGAAGGAACACAAUUGUUUUUAACAUUGAUAAUGAUAAGAAAGAGCAGCGAAUCAGCAUAUUAGAGUGAUUUCUGAAGGAUCAUGUGACAUCGACAAGGAAGCCUGUUUUUGCCACGGGAUAAAAAAAUAUAAAAAACAUAAUUGUGACUUUUUAUCUCACAAUUUGGACGUUUUCUUGCAAUUCUGAGUUUAUAUCUCAUAAUUCUCUUUUUUAUUUUUCUUGCAGUUCUGAGAAAUAUUCUCAGAAUAGUGAGCUAUAAAAUUUGCGAAAUAUAACUUUUGCGAAAUUGUGAGAUUGUGCUAGAUAUAAACUCAGUAUUGCAAGAUAUGAAUUCGGAAUUCAGACUUUUUUUUUCUCAGAAUAACGAGAACAAAAUUCUGAAUUGUCAGAUAAAAAGUUGCAGUUAUCUUUUUAUUUUAUUUUUUGUGGA
Messenger RNA from Cyprinus carpio (common carp), 1960 nucleotides. Its product is annotated as proteinase-activated receptor 3-like. The record is from RefSeq and is a predicted model, not a curated record. Gene Ontology annotation, cellular component: membrane. Gene Ontology annotation, molecular function: thrombin-activated receptor activity. Gene Ontology annotation, biological process: positive regulation of Rho protein signal transduction; blood coagulation; thrombin-activated receptor signaling pathway. NCBI's taxonomy places the organism in Eukaryota, Metazoa, Chordata, Actinopteri, Cypriniformes, Cyprinidae.